Staurois parvus is the source of this 1932-nucleotide messenger RNA. NCBI's taxonomy places the organism in Eukaryota, Metazoa, Chordata, Amphibia, Anura, Ranidae. The record is from the annotation of a GenBank genome assembly.
AUGGAUAGUCUUCCAUAUGAUUUCAACCAAUAUUUGGAUAUUUCAAGAUGGAAUGAGCCCAGUAAGUCAAAGGGGAAUGAAAUGCCAAAGAAUGACACAACUGUGAGAUAUGGGGACACAUGUGACUCUGGCUUUCAAAGCCUAAACUUUGUUCCCUCCCGAGGAAAGGCUCAUAACGGCAAAGCUGACUGGUCACCUGAAAAGUCCAGUUUACCUGAUGUUGCGGACCAAUCAGAGACGCAGAUGAAAGUGGAUUUCUUCCGAAAACUGGGUUACUCUUCAGAAGAAAUUCAUUCAGUCCUGCAGAAUCUUGGUAUUGAAGCAGAUACAAACAGUGUGCUGGGAGAACUAGUGAAACAUGGAGGAAACCCGGAACGGGAGACUGUGCCUGAGGAGACCCAAGAUCCUACUUUAGUCUCUCGAGGAGGUUUGGGGACAAGGGCAACCACAUCUUCUGAGGAGGGUGACAGUAACAACCUAAGGCCAAUUGUCAUUGAUGGAAGCAAUGUUGCUAUGAGUCAUGGUAACAAAGAAGUAUUCUCAUGCCGCGGAAUUUUACUUUGUGUCAACUUCUUCCUGGAAAGAGGCCACACGGAUAUCACAGUGUUUGUUCCGUCAUGGAGAAAGGAGCAACCUAGACCUGAUAUGCCUAUUACAGAUCAACACUUUCUGACUGAACUUGAGAAGAAGAAAAUCCUGGUCUUCACUCCAUCUAGGCGGGUCGGCGGGAAACGGCUAGUGUGCUAUGACGAUAGGUUUAUUGUAAAGUUGGCUUACAAUUGCAAUGGGAUCAUAGUCUCAAAUGAUACUUACAGAGACCUCCAGAGUGAGAAGCCAGAGUGGAAGAAGUUCAUAGAGGAGCGGCUGCUCAUGUACUCCUUUGUCAAUGAUAUAUUUAUGCCUCCAGAUGAUCCCAUGGGUCGAAAAGGACCAAACUUAGACGAUUUCCUAAGAAAAAGGCCUCUUGGACCAGAAAACAAAAAAACUGCAGUGUCCUUAUGGUAAGAAAUGUACUUAUGGCAUGAAGUGCAAGUUUUAUCACCCAGAAAGGAUAAACCAGACUCAACGUUCAGUAGCAGAUGAACUCCGUGAAAAUGCAAGACUUUCUCCCACCAAAAGCACUACUCACUUGGAAGACAAGAAAACAAGAAAGCAUUCUGUUGACACAUCCAAUGUAGAUGCAGAUGCUUCCUCUUUCCAAAAACUUCCUUUAGAGAGAACUGGAUCUUCUCAAAAAACAAGGCCAAUGGACAAGAAAGCAUUAGCACAAUUUUAUGCCAAUGGGGCUUCUGAAUGGUUUCCUCCAUCAGUUAGCUCCAAGGAUUCACUUCCUCAUAACUCUUAUGACUCUGGCGUGGAGUUGUGGACAAGUAUAUCAAACAGUUGCUGUGAUCCUUCUCAUGACCCAAUGAAAUACUGCAGCUCUAGUCAACAGAUACCGUGCUGUCAUCAUAGACCUGAUAUGGACUCAGAUCCUCGUAAACGCUAUAAUUCUCAGAAAAUAGUUCCACAUGGUCCUCAUUCAGCACCUUACUUUACCUAUAACCAAUCUUCUCCAUGGUCAGCCCCAAAUAUGUCACAUCACAUGUACAGAAGGGAAAUGUCAGAAACGGUUCCGUCUACUCAUAGUCUUCCAGCUGACUACCACACUUCAGCUACUCGCUGGACUGAUCCAAUGCAAUCCGUCAUUCCUCAACUAGAUCCCAGUCUAAUUACCAAGAAUACAUACCAGUUCAACCUACAAGCAAUGAUUACCAUCAAUGGCAAAACCAGGAAACAUACAAAGCAGAGAGAUUGGAUCUGCGCACUAAGCUUUGUGCUAUCUUCAACCCCCAGUUAGUUGAUGUUGUCAUGAAAAUGCACCCACAACAGAUGGAUCCACAGAGAUUAGCAGCAGAAAUAUUCAAUUACCAAACACAAAUCCGAAUGUGA